AUGCCUUCUACAAGAUAUCAAAAACUAGCAACAAUAUCAGACAGCCAUCAUGAUAAUGAAGGCUCAUCAACUACCACAUCACAGCAGCAAUCAGAUUUACAGGAUUCUUUUGGAGAAUCAUUUGAUAAAGAUGAAGAUGAAGAUAAUGUUACAACGGUAACAGAUAGGCUUCUUGAAUACCACCAGCAAGAUACAUCUUCGUCACAUAAUGGAAUACAACCAGCCAUCUUACCAAUAUCAAAUGAUGGUGUUUUUGCCAAUAUAUCAGCAAAACCAGAUAAUAAUAAAUUAGAAGAAACACCUCCUACUUAUGAAGAAGCAGCAGCAGAUGCCACACCUCCUUAUUGGCAAACAACAAUCAUUACGCCAAUAAGUAUAGGUGACUUUAUAUUAGUUGAAGGACUGCCUGUUGGAUCUAUGUUUUCAUUUUUUUGGAAUUUAAUAAUUUCUGCAAGCUUUCAAUUUGUUGGAUUUAUGUUGACUUAUUUAUUACACACUUCACAUGCAGCAAAACAAGGAUCACGAGCUGGCCUCGGUGUAUCAUUAGUUCAGGCCGGAUUUUAUAUUCGUGGUGGCACAUUAGAAGAUGAUGAAUAUUAUCCUGAUGGAGGGCAAUCCUCUUCAAAGACAAUGGAAGACAAGCUUGAUAUUAAUCUUCUUUCUUACCUUUUUAUGAUCAUGGGCUGGCUUUUUAUUUUUCAUUCUUUAGCUCAGUAUUUUAAAGCAAAACAAAUGGAAAGAAUAAUUACUUCUCAGCCAACCACUGCAGAAGCAAUGGUUUAAACUUAUUAAAGUAGAAGCCAUGAUAUGUCAAAUUGUGAAAAAUGCAAUUUAUUAGCCUUUUUUUUUUCCAUUCAUAACACUGAUAAUAUAAUAAAAUGGAGAUAACAAUAUUGACAUAAUCAAAGCGAAAUCUUUAGUCUUCUUUGAUCUGAUAGUUAUAAUAAGGGUCUAUAAAGUACUUUUAUAUAUAAAAUAAAGAUAU
This is a messenger RNA of Cokeromyces recurvatus, 985 nucleotides long. RefSeq lists its product as uncharacterized. Gene Ontology annotation, cellular component: endoplasmic reticulum; perinuclear region of cytoplasm; Golgi apparatus. Gene Ontology annotation, biological process: vacuolar transport; ubiquitin-dependent protein catabolic process; metal ion transport. The coding region runs from base 1 to 783 and encodes 260 amino acids. The record is from RefSeq and is a predicted model, not a curated record. NCBI's taxonomy places the organism in Eukaryota, Fungi, Mucoromycota, Mucoromycetes, Mucorales, Mucoraceae. The transcript has 6 exons.